Messenger RNA from Hemibagrus wyckioides, 842 nucleotides. It is a transcript of the gene lyrm1, whose product is annotated as LYR motif containing 1. The transcript is spliced from 6 exons. The coding region runs from base 405 to 767 and encodes 120 amino acids. Gene Ontology annotation, cellular component: mitochondrion. The record is from RefSeq and is a predicted model, not a curated record. Lineage: Eukaryota; Metazoa; Chordata; Actinopteri; Siluriformes; Bagridae.
CUGCUCUGUUGUGUAGUUUGUGAACGGUUCUUUAAACCAAUUGUUUUAUAUCGACUCUCUUACUGAGUCGGCUCUUACAUGUCCACUCGCUCUUAGUGCUAGUUUCUGACUCGUAGGCUUUUAAGUAAAGAAAGAAAAAUAUUAAAAACCUUUAAUCUAAAACGAUUAAUCUGAUUUAAAAACAUAUAAAUUGUCCAAUAGCAUCGAUCCUGCGUAUAAGUCACGCAGUCGGUAAUGGUGUAAAAGCACUGAGGCUGCGCAUUAGCAGCGCAUAUUUCACCAACCCGAAUACAGCUUGACGUAAUCGUUCUGCGACAGGGCAGUAAACACAAGAGAGAACAUACAGAAGCCCUCAGCAGGUCAGUUUCAGACACUGAACACCUCCACAGGUGGUUCUGACAGUGAUGGCGCUGGGCCGUGUGGAGGUUCUGGCUCUGUACCGCCGAGUUCUCCGGCUGGCUCGGAGCUGGCAGGCUCACUCUGGACUCACACAUGAUACAGAGACAGAGAGGAAGUACAUCACACAGGAGGCAUGCUCACUGUUCAGACACAACCAACACUUGACAGACCCAGAGUUAAUCAGUAAGUGUGUAGCGGAGUGUGAGGCUCGGAUAGAGAUCGGACUGCAUUACAGAAAUCCCUAUCCCAGACCUUCGUAUCUUCCUCCACUGGGCUUGGCCACUCAGAAAGGCAGGAAGCUUCGAGGACAGCAGCGGCUCAGGAAGCAAGCCAAGCCUCUAUACUUACAGUCCCAUGAUGAGACAUAACACACACACACACAAACGCAUUAUGGAUUUGUUUCAGGUUUUUUUUUUAUUAUUAAAUAAUUAAUAUGAAAUAAA